UUGUUGGUCUGCCUCUCCAUGCCAGGUGUUGCUCCAGGCAGUAGGACGCAGCCGUGAGGAAGACAGACAGGCCUCCUGGCUGGCACACAUGCCCAGCUGCAGCUCAUCAUGUCUUUUGGCUUCAGCGCGGUUAGAGCUGGGGUUGCGUUGGUUUUGAUGUGCAGUCUUUAUGAGUCAACUGAAGACUCUCUCCCCGAACUGAGCCCUCAGCAGUAUUUCAGCACCCUGCAGCCGGGAAAAGCCUCACUAGCUUAUUUUUGUCAGGUUGGUUAUCUAAGUAAUUCUGUGUUUCUCGAAGAACUAGAAGAAGCCAUUAGACCUCUCCAGGACUAUGGGGUUUCAGUUGCAAAGGUUAAUUGUGUCAAAGGAGAAGCAUCAAGAUACUGUGGGAAAGAAGAGGGUUUGAUGAAAGCGUAUUUAUUCAGAGGCAACAUACUGCUCAGAGAAUUCCCCACGGACACCCUGUUUGAUGUGGACGCCAUUGUUGCACACGCUCUCUUUGCUCUGCUUUUUAACGAAGUGAAAUACGUCACCACCCUGGAAGACCUUUACAGCAUAGAAAAUUCUCUGAAAGGAAAGGCGAAUAUGAUAUUCUCGUAUGUGGAAGCCAUUGGAACACCAGAGCACAGAGCAGUCAUGGAGGCCGCUUUUGUAUAUGGGACCUCAUAUCAGUUUGCCUUAACUACAGAAGCUGCCCUUCUAGAAAAUAUGGGCCCUGACGGUACAGGACGUGCACACCUCUACUUUUUUCACUGUAAACUGGUCUUGGAGUUGACAGAGAACUGUAGAAAAACACUAAUGGAACAAGCUCUGACUACCCUGAAUAUUCACAAGUUUAUUAAGACAAUGCAAGCACCUCUACUGACGGAAGUAGCUGAGGACCCGCAGCGCGUUUCAGCCGUUCAUCUACAGCUAGGAUUACCACUGGUUUUUAUUAUCAGCCGACGCGCCACCUACGAAGCCGAUAGAAGAACCGCAGAGUGGCUGGCAUGGCGCCUUCUGGGAGAAGCAGGAAUUCUGCUCUUACUGAGGGACUCUGUGGAUGUGAACAUUCCUCAGCAUGCCAAUGUAGCCUUCAGAAGAGCGGAGAAGGAAGCGCCUGUGGAAUACGUGGUGUUAAAUGAUGUUGAUUUAAUAGUUUCCCAUGUGAAAAAUAAUAUGUACACUGAACAGAUACAGGAAGAUGAAGACGGAGAUGUGGAAGACCCAGAUCUGGAAGUCCAAGAUGAUGAAGUGGCAGGAACUGUUUACAGAGAUAGGAAGAGACCGUUGCCUCUGGAGUUGACAGUGGAGUUAACAGAGGAGACAUUUAACGCAACAGUCACGACCUCUGACAGCAUAGUGCUCUUCUAUGCUGUGUGGCAUGCGGUGUCCAUGGCGUUCCUGCAGUCUUAUAUUGAUGUGGCAGUUAAGUUGAAAGGCACAUCCACUAUCCUCCUUGCUAGAAUAAAUUGUGCAGAUUGGCCUAAUGUAUGUGCAAAGCAAAAUGUCACUGCGUUUCCCGUGGUGAAACUGUACAAGGAAGGUGAGAGCCCAGUGCCGUACGCUGGGAUGCUGGGAACGAAGGAUCUUCUCAGGUUUAUCCAGACAAACAGGAUCUCCUGUCCAGUGAACAUAGCAUCCAUCCAAGAAGCAGAAAAGUACUUACGUGGGGAGUUAUAUAAAGACCUGUUCAGCUCUGCUAGUGUGUCAGUCCUGGGGCUCUUCAGUCCAGCCAUGACAUCAGCCAAAGAACACUUCAGGGAAGCGGGAAGGAAGCUGAGAGGCUCAGUCAUCACGGGAGUUUAUUCUGAAGAUGACGUUUGGAUACUGUCAAAUAAAUAUGCUACAACUCUCCCAGCCCUGCUGCUGGCCAGGCCCAAAGAAGGUAGAAUAGAGAGUAUCCCACUAGACGCCACCCUGGUGCAAGACAUAGCUCAGGUGCUAGCAAAUGCACCACUGGAAGCGUUUCCAGAAAUCACUGUGGAAAAUCUUCCCGUGUAUUUAAGACUUCAGAGACCAUUGCUUAUCUUGUUCAGUGAUGGCAGCCUAAACCCUCAGUAUAGGAACACAGCCCUGGCGCUGGUGAGGCAGAAGCUGCUGGACUCCUUUACCCCUUGCUGGUUAAAUCUAAAGAACACUCCCGUGGGGAGGGGAGUCUUGAAGGCGUACUUUGGCUCUCUGCCGCCACUUCCACAGCUGCUGUUGGUGAACCUGCAUUCAGGUGGCCAAAUAUAUGCGUUUCCUUCAGCCCAGUCUGUGACGGAACAAAGCCUUGUCUUGUGGCUUCAAAAACUAGAAGCGGGACUAGAAAAUCCCAUCACCGUCUUACCUGCUCAGGAGUGGAAACCUCCUCUUCCAGCCUUUGACUUCCUAAGUAUGAUGGAUGCUUCUAUGUCUGAAACUCCCGCAAAGAAAGUUCUGGAGUGUCAGAAAGAGACAGAGGUGCAGGAGAGUGCUGAGCGGCGGCUGGGAGACAAACCAACAAGCAGGAGAGAGCCGGUUGAGACGCUCAGAAUAAAGCGCUGGAGCAAGAGUAACUGGCCCAGAGAAGCCGAGGAGCCUUCUCUUCGCGGUGACAGGGAGCUGUGA
Messenger RNA from Acomys russatus (golden spiny mouse), 2571 nucleotides. It is a transcript of the gene Txndc16, whose product is annotated as thioredoxin domain containing 16. Lineage: Eukaryota; Metazoa; Chordata; Mammalia; Rodentia; Muridae. The transcript has 19 exons. Bases 109 to 2571 code for a protein of 820 amino acids. The record is from RefSeq and is a predicted model, not a curated record.